GCGGAUUUACUUGUGAAAGUUGCUUGACGACCUGAUGAAGCGGUUUUAAUCAUAGAUUUACGAUUCGGUACAAGUACCUCUAGACUUGCACACCCUGUGGGCCUAGCACACUCAGACGAUUUAUCCCAAGGACUCUAUGCUAACAUGCGACCUUAAGACGUAUCCAUAGAGGAUGCAUAGAUAUAUCUCGUGAAGAGAAAUAGACAAAUGUCAACCAAUAGUUAAAUCAAGGUUAAAUCGCUUUUCUGAUCUGUUAAUGUCAAAUUCAAGAGUGACGGAUGACGCACAGCAAUAUUUUUAUUUUGAAUUUCAACCAAAGAGUAAAUUAAUAUAUAUUUCAACUGAAAGCAUUACACAAUGACUAAUUAUUAUUUAAUUUAAAAUGUUGCAAAGUUCAUUGCAAAAUGUGGAAAAUUCAAAAUCACAACCAACGAUAUUAGCUUUUCAAAACAGAGAUGUGCAAAGCCAGUGGUCAGAGGUAUGGUCGACUACACAUAUUCCAACGUUAGACAAUGCCUCUGGAGGCGCUGGCGGCGGGAUGAAAGGUCGGCGCAAAAUUCGCCUGGGCUCGCUCGCUCUCGGUGCUUUUCUUACUAUGCAUUGCCGAGUGUCUGCUUCGGCACUUACGGGCGGAUUUUUUGUUUUCAUGUUGUUUCUUAUUUUGGCGACGGUGGCACUCGCAAAUCCGUUGCGACAUUUUGAGGUAUAUCUUGGACAGUGGAGUAUCAGUGGACCUGGGCGUGCCUUUCGUAUACUGCCAUUGUUUGAAGGUAUCGGUAUAGCAAUAUGCAUCAAUGCGUUAGUGCGAGCGAUUAUUUGCUGCACUAUAGCUGCCAUUACUGCCAUCUAUGUCACGCACUCUGUUGGUGACUCAAAGUUGCCAUACACGUAUUGCAGGGACUUUGAUCUAAAACCAUAUGACCCCAUACUGAAAGAAAUCAACUUAUUAAUGCUAAGAGAGUCAAGAUUCUCUUUAGCGACAGGACAUUCAGAAGACAGUGUAAAGGAGAUAGAAUCUGUUACCGUGGGCACAAAUGAUUUCGCUUGGAGGAACGCAAGUUAUUUAUCAAUACUUGAAGCCGGAAGAAGGCUAUCACAAAACAAGACUAGAUCUAAGGUUCAGCAAUACAUAGAAGUGUGCAACGAAAGCUACAAGAUAGGAUAUCCUAUUUUAUGUAGCACUCCAGUGUAUAACUUUUUUUAUGUAGAAGUUGUAUUGUUUCGUGAAGACUAUAACUUCGGUCAGUUUAACAUUCCGUUGGUAUUCUCUAUUAUUUUAAUAUGGGCAGUGCUGUGGUUAUUGCUGGUUGCAGAACGUUUGAAUCAUGGCAAGCUUGUUUGGAACAACAUGUCCGCCUGGCUUGUAGUUAUUCCCUGGAUUUGGGUAGCAUUGCUGUUGACAUCUGCCAUCGUUAACCUCGCCUCCGUGCCCAAAGCAAUACGCAAAGUUUUUAGAAUGGGUGCUAAGGAAAUUCUAGCGGGUAUGGCGGACGCGCUAGAAGUAGCCCUUUAUAUUCAUUCAGCUAGUAUGGGAACUGAGAUUAUUCACGGAAAAGGAUUAAAUCAUUUCGCGUCGGGUCACAUUGACCCACACCUGGGCGGAGAGAACGUGUGGCACAGCGGCCUGCUGCUGGCCAUGUCGGCUCUGCACGCCAGUGGCGCCGCCACGUGCGCCGUGGUGGACUGCGUGCAACCCAACACCAAGAGGAUGUAUGAUAUGAACGAGAGCACAUUGUGGAUAAUUCCCAUGUACUCCAAGUGUACAUUGAUUAACAAUUACUCGCAUUUCAUGUCCGUACUCAUAUUCAGCGGGCUUACAUUUUCCUAUAUAACUGUGGCGUUCGUUCUUGUUAAAACAUCGCUGCACACUAUAUUUGAAUAUAAAGUUAAAUUAGUGUUUGCAGAACAGAUGGUGGUAGCUGGCAUUGUACUGACUUGUAUGGGACUAAGCCUUCUAUUUGCCACUACUGGUGGUGUGGCGCUCCUAGAGAGCGUGGACGCGGUGAUGACCGGCGUGGCGAUGCCGUUCGUGUGUCUGCUGGAGCUGGUGGCGCUCAUCUACGUGUACCGCAGCCACGACUUCCUGUCCGACAUGAACGUCGCCACCGAGGAGAACGCCUGCGCCUCGAGGAUCAGCACUCAGUGGCAACUGAUACCUGCGAUCACUUUGUUAACACUCCUAUUGAAGUUGUCGGUACUGUGCAGUGCGGAAAUGCCGAGCUCGCUCAUGUGGACAGCGACCGCCGCGCUGGGCGCAGUGGUGGUCGCGGCGCCCGUGCGCGCCGUGCGCAACAUUUACACUUUCCUACGACAACGCCACGAGCAGAACUAAUAUAUACCUACUUUUUGAUGAGAAUAAAUAUUUAAAAAAUUAUAAAUUAAAAUAAAACAUUGCAGAAGUAUAAACCAUG
Bicyclus anynana (squinting bush brown) is the source of this 2411-nucleotide messenger RNA. RefSeq lists its product as uncharacterized. The coding region runs from base 383 to 2332 and encodes 649 amino acids. Gene Ontology annotation, cellular component: membrane. Gene Ontology annotation, biological process: sodium ion transmembrane transport. The record is from RefSeq and is a predicted model, not a curated record. Lineage: Eukaryota; Metazoa; Arthropoda; Insecta; Lepidoptera; Nymphalidae. The transcript has 16 exons.